AUGACUUUUACUUUCUUUCUCGCUCUAUUUUUCCUCCCAUUUUCACUCUUCAGCCAUGCUUCGGCGGUCGAGGCUGAAAUCCGAUCACUACUCGAAUUCAAGAAGGGGAUAAAGAUUGACCAAUCUAGCAAAAUCUUCUCCACAUGGGUUUUCCCCGCGGAUCCCACCGCUGACCUUUCCGCCUGCCCUACCUUCCAUGGAGUUUCUUGCGACCCAUCCACCAGCUUUGUCACUGCCAUUGCCCUAGACCGCCUAGGCCUGGUCGGAGAGUUGAAAUUCACCACCCUUGUUCCGUUGAUGCAUCUCCAGAACCUAACCCUUUCUGGGAAUUCCCUCUCCGGCCGCCUUGUUCCGACCCUUGGUCUAAUUACAGAUCUCCAGGUCAUAGAUCUCUCUGGAAACCAGUUUUAUGGGCCCAUUCCAGCCCGUUUGAAUGACCUUUGGGCUCUGCAUUAUCUCAAUUUGUCAAACAAUAAUUUCUCCGGGUGGUUCCCUGCUGGGAUCAGGAACUUACAGCAGUUAAAAGCAUUAGAUUUGCGUUCUAAUCAACUGCAGGGAGAUUUACGAGGGAUAAUUUCUGAGUUGAGGAAUGUUGAGUACCUGGAUUUGAGUGGGAAUCAGUUUGUUGGGUCAAUGGAAAUGAGUGUUGAAAACGUAUCAAGUUUGGCCAAUACUGUUCAGUAUGUGAACUUGAGUGGGAAUGGGUUGGGGGGCGGGUUUUGGGGUAGUGAUGCAAUGAUGUUGUUUCGGAACUUGAGGGUUUUGGAUUUGAGUGAUAAUGGUAUCAUUGGGGAACUGCCGGAUUUUGGGCAAUUGCCAAAUCUUCGGGUUUUACAGCUUAGAAGCAAUAACCUUUCUGGCUCGUUGCCGGAGGGGCUUUUGCAGGGUGCUGUCCCGUUGUUGGAGUUGGAUCUCAGUAGCAAUGGUUUCUCGGGUUCCGUUCCAAAUAUCAACUCUACAACUUUAGACAUGAUGAAUAUUUCAUCAAAUUCACUCUCAGGCUUGUUGCCGCCCUCAUCAGGAAAUUGUCGGGUUGUUGAUUUAAGCAGAAAUAUGCUAUCAGAUGACAUAUCUGUUCUGAUGAAUUGGAAUGCCAAGUUGGAAAUUCUAGAUUUGAGCUCAAAUAACUUGACUGGAAGCAUGCCCAACUUGACACAGUUCCAAAGAUUGACUGUGCUUAGUAUUAGAAACAAUUCCUUAGAGGGUAUGUUGCCUUCUUCAUUGGGCUCCUAUCCAAAGAUCAUCACAGUUGAUCUCAGCUCUAACAGACUUGAUGGUCCGGUUCCGCGAACCUUCUUUACUUCAACAACCCUGUCAAAUUUGAAUCUGUCUGGCAAUCAUUUGACAGGAUCAAUUCCUCUUGAAGGCUCUCAGACUAGUGAAUUAUUAGUUUUACCUUCUGUUCCACCAAUGGAGUCUCUAGAUCUUUCAGGAAACUCCUUGACGGGUGAAUUAACUUCUGAUAUAGGUAACUUUGCGAGGCUUAAUUUAUUGAAUCUCGCGAAUAACCAUUUAUCUGGACAGCUACCUAAUGAAUUGAGCAAACUCAGUGGCCUGAAGUACAUUGAUUUAUCCCACAACAGCUUCAACAGUCACAUUCCUGAUGGACUUACAUCGAGCCUGGAAUACUUCAAUGUGUCCUACAACAAUUUGUCGGGAAAUAUCCCUGAGAACUUGAGACGCUUCCCCAGUUCUUCAUUUAUGCCUGGAAACAGCUUCAUUAAUGUGCCUGGUGGUUCGCCAUCGAGUAAUAAUGUUCCCAAUAAUAUUGAAAGAUCAGGACAUCACAGCUCGAGAUCUAGUAUCAGAGUUGCUAUUAUUGUUGCAUGUGUUGGAGCUGCGGUAAUGAUUGCCUUUGUUCUAUUGGCUUAUCAUCGGGCUCGACUUCAAGAUUUCCGUGUAAGAAGUGGAUUUUGUGGCCAGACUGCUGGUAGAGACGUUAAACUAGGAAGGUUUAGUGGGCCUUCACUUUUCAGAUUCCAUAGCAGCCCCGAGCCUCCUCCGACUUCAUUAAGCUUUUCUAAUGAUCAUUUGUUGACUUCAAAUUCAAGAUCAUUGUCUGGGCAAAUGGAGUCUCGUACAGAAAUUAUUGAGAAUGUAUCGUCCGAGGGAGUGGCUAUUGGCGUAGGAUCUACUAAAUGUCAAGAAGAUGUCCACCCUACAACAUCUGGAAGAAGGUCUUCUCCUGGGUCCCCUAUAGCUUCCUCACCUAGUUUUAUCGACACUAUAGAGCAAACUGUUACACUGGAUGUAUAUUCACCAGAUCGAUUGGCUGGGGAAUUGUUUUUCCUGGACGCCUCACUAGCAUUUACAGCUGAGGAGUUAUCGCGAGCUCCAGCUGAAGUUCUUGGUAGAAGUAGCCAUGGCACUUUGUACAAAGCUACCCUAGACAAUGGGCAUAUGUUGACUGUGAAGUGGUUAAGGGUGGGAUUGGUCAAACACAAGAAAGAAUUUGCAAAAGAAGUUAAAAAGAUUGGAUCGGUAAAGCAUCAGAAUAUUGUUCCUAUACGGGCUUACUAUUGGGGACCAAGAGAACAAGAGAGGCUCAUUUUAGCAGACUACAUCCAGGGGGAUAGCUUGGCUUUACAUCUUUAUGAAACAACGCCCCGGAGGUACUCCACAUUGCAGUUCAACCAAAGAUUGAAAGUUGCUGUUGAUGUUGCUCGGUGUCUUAUAUUCCUUCAUGAUAGAGGCCUUCCUCAUGGAAACCUAAAACCAACAAAUAUACUCUUGGAGGGCAUGGAUUACAGUGUUCGGCUUACAGAUUAUGGUCUUCACCGCCUGAUGACCCCAACAGGCAUUGCUGAGCAGAUCCUGAACCUGGGGGCUCUUGGAUAUCGUGCCCCAGAACUUGCAAGCGCAGCCAAACCUGUCCCAUCUUUUAAGGCUGAUGUGUAUGCUUUUGGUGUAAUCUUGAUGGAAUUGUUGACCAGAAGAAGUGCUGGGGACAUUAUCUCUGGUCAAUCAGGUGCUGUUGAUCUUACGGAUUGGGUUAGACUCUGCGAUCAAGAAGGAAGAGGUAUGGAUUGCAUCGACAGAGAUAUUGCAAAUGGAGAAGAACAUUUGAAAGCAAUGGAUGAUAUGCUCGCCAUAUCGCUGAGGUGUAUUCUUCCUGUCCAUGAAAGGCCUAACAUCAAACAAGUCCUUGAAGAUCUCUGUUCCAUAUCAGUGUGA
Messenger RNA from Fraxinus pennsylvanica, 3174 nucleotides. NCBI's taxonomy places the organism in Eukaryota, Viridiplantae, Streptophyta, Magnoliopsida, Lamiales, Oleaceae. The record is from the annotation of a GenBank genome assembly.